CCAAGACAGAGCAAUGGCUAAAGCGCUAGCUGAGGUGAUGCCGGAGACUCGACAUGGGUUAUGUACAUGGCAUUUGAUGCAAAAUGGAAUUAAAAAUCUUGGACCAAAAUUAUUGAAAAGAGGAAAUCAUUUCAUGUCUAGCUUUGCAAAAUGCAUGUAUGAAUAUGAACAAGAAGUGAAGUUUGAGUUAGCUUGGAGUAAGUUAGUUGCUGAUUUUGAUGUCUUUGAAGAAAAUUGGGUGAAGACAAUGUAUGCUCUAAAGGAAAAAUGGGCAGCAUGCUACAUGAAGGAAGUAAUCACUUUAGGAAUGCGAAGCACUCAACUUAGUGAGAGUUUGAAUUCCAAUUUUAAGGCUUACAUGAAGCCGAACAUCAAUAUUAUCCAAUUCUUCAAUCACUUUGAAAGUGUUGUUGAGGAGAAGCGUUAUAAUGAGUUAGUUAGUGAAUACGAGUCUCGACACAAACUACCAAAGCUAAGGUAUAACUAUUCAUCAAUUCUGAUGCAACUUGCACAAAUAUACACUCCUACAGUUUUUGAGGUAUUUCAUGAAGAAUUUUCAUUAUUUUUUGCUACUUGCAUACGAGAAAGAAAUGUAUCUCAAUUUCCUUUUGAAUAUGUUAUCACCUCAAUCAAUGAUGAAGGAGAGUGGAGAGUGUUAUUUGAUCCUAUACAAAUCUCCAUAUCAUGCAAUUGUAGAAAGUUUGAGACUUUUGGAAUACUUUGUUGUCAUGCUUUGAAGGUGUUUGAGGCAAAUGAUGUUAAAUUUGUCUCUGAGAAAUACAUUCUAAAGAGGUGGACAAAGGAUGCACGAAGUGGUAUAAUACAUGACAUACAUGCUAAUGAAGUUGUGGAAAAUCCCAAACUAUCUAUUGCACAACGAUAUAGACAACUUUGCUCCAUUAUGAUUAAAUUUGUUGCUGACGUGUCCUCUUCUGAGAGUUUAUCUCAGCUUGCAAAAGAAGGAUUGCAGGACUUAUAUAAGAAGGUGAUGGAUGCUCGGUUAAAAGAAAAUUCAACAUGUAAUGAUCAAGGUGAUGUUCCAAUACCAACGACAGUGUAUGUCACAGAAGCAAGCGGGUUCAAGCAACGACCUGGGUUAAAAAGACAAAAAAGAUUAAAGAGCUGCCUUGAACUUUCGCGCCAGAAAAAAAGGCAAAAACCAACUAUAAAACCUUCUUCAACGCAACAAUCUAAUGGUAUCAAAUCUCUAAGUCAAGUAGAAUGUACAAGUACAACAGCUAGUUUGGCACAUCCUACAUAUUCUUACUCUCAAACUACAAGACAUUUGCCAACUCAACAAUUUGUGGAUAUUGAAUCUCCAAGUCAAAUGGAAUGUGCAACAUCUAGUUUGGAACAUCCAGCAUAUGUGCUCUCUCAAACCACUGAAAAUCAAUUUAGCUUCACUGAGUUAUUGAUGGAGUCACAUGUAGAUAAAUGAAUAUCAGUCAAGGUUACAAAUCUCAAUGGAAAGAUCAUAUCAGACCAAUAUUUUCAUUUUGGAUUUUGUUUUGUAAUGUGUUUAUUGUAGAAUAGAAAUCACAUUAGCCCACAAACUUGAAUAUGUAUGCUUACUGUUACUAUAACAGAGCAUCUUUUGAACAAUGAGUUUAUUGUGGUGCUUCAUAUAUAUUUGCAAACUCAAUAUGAAAUUAAAGGUCAUUAUAAUUA
This is a messenger RNA of Trifolium pratense (red clover), 1668 nucleotides long. RefSeq names its product protein FAR-RED IMPAIRED RESPONSE 1-like. The record is from RefSeq and is a predicted model, not a curated record. NCBI's taxonomy places the organism in Eukaryota, Viridiplantae, Streptophyta, Magnoliopsida, Fabales, Fabaceae. The transcript has 4 exons. Gene Ontology annotation, biological process: regulation of DNA-templated transcription. Bases 14 to 1438 code for a protein of 474 amino acids. Gene Ontology annotation, molecular function: zinc ion binding.